Molecule: messenger RNA, 300 nt
Organism: Oikopleura dioica
Lineage: Eukaryota; Metazoa; Chordata; Appendicularia; Copelata; Oikopleuridae
Source: the annotation of a GenBank genome assembly
AUGAUGAACAUCGCCCAAAACAUUCGAAGUCCAGCCGAAGUCGCCUUCCCUGUAAUGGAAAGUCUGAUCAAGCAGUGUUUGGUCGUCGAAAUCGGCGAGCGAGUCGAAAGCGUGACUUCUUUGAUGAACCAGCCUGUUUUGUGGAGUUUGGUCGAGCAGCUCAAACAUCGAAUCAAACCCGAAAAUCUCGUUUUUGGACUCAAUCGACUGGAGACCAAGGAUGUUAUUAAUGAUCAUUUGAUUGCGGAGUUGCAGAAGAAACUUGAAGAGACACAGAAGAAAAUGAUGGAUUUAUGGUGA